UGGAAAUGGUUUGAGUUUAGCGCGGCAUCGGGCAGGGAACAGAGCGUCAGAGACAGCAUUUAUGCGAUGUUUAUUAUCUUUAACGCACACAAUUCGCAAAGUUACAAGUGGUCUUCUUCUAGCAAUCAGCAUGUGUUGUUAGAGUGUCCAGAAAUUAUUGGACGACAAUUAUUUUGUGACAUAAUCGCGCAUUAUUACGAACUUAUUAGCAGCGGUUCGAAUCCUGGUUGUGGCAGGUGGCUGGAAGCGAGGUAAGAAAAUUUCCAUUUCCAUAUUGCUUGGGAUAAGGAAUCGGCAAUAAGAUGUGUCUGCUACGCAGUUCAGUUAGCCAGUUAGUCAAAAAUGAUUUGCAUCACCUUCUAACUUGGAUUCAAAAACCACUUUUGACCUACUACGAAUGAUCAGGUGACCUAUCGGUCAAACGAUCCAGUCGAAGCAACCAACCGUUCCUUAUUAAUAAAAAAAAAAGAAAAAGCAGGCAACCGAAAGCUCUGCAUUUAUUGUGAUUAUUAUUUAAGUUAUAUAAACAGUGAUAUUAUGUAUAAUCUAAACGUAAACCUGGCGACUUCGGCCGCAAAUGCCGUCAACAAUUUAUUGGCGGUGGAAAGCGCCUGCUCCACUCCAAGAACCCCUGAGAUUCUUAAUUCUUUAAUAGCCAUGACAAAUCCGCUGGACAAUUACACAUUCGACGACGAUUCGCAGAAAAACGGUUCUAAUGUCUUGUCCAUCUCAGCUUCAAAUGAUUCUAACUCGUCCAGUUCAAGUACCAUGGAGUCACCUACGGCAACGCAUCCCAGUAUCCAACACACUUGUUCCCAACUCAUCAAAGCUGGACUCAAACUAUCGAUCGAACAGAAACGAAAAAUCAAUGGCGACUCCGAUGAUCUAUUGGAUUUAGACAGUUGCAAACGCAUCAAAAAAUGCGAGUCCGAAUCAGAAGACGGCAGAAAUCCCAACGGGUUGACACCAGAGGAUGAAGAAAGGCGGCGAAGACGACGUGAACGGAAUAAAAUUGCCGCCACCAAGUGUCGUUUGAAGAAACGCGAAAGAACCGCAAACCUCAUUCGCGAAUCGGAAACAUUAGAAACCCAAAACAUCGAGCUGAAAAGCCAGGUUCAAGAAAUGCAAAACCAACAGCGACUUUUGAUCGACAUGAUUUCGAAACAUAGAUCCGUUUGUACCGAAAACAUCCCCACCUCUAACAGGGAUCCCCUAUGCACCAGACUUCCACCGAUGUCGUCUAUUUCUACCCCAGUGAUUGAAUCCAACCAUUCCUACUGUCGUCAACCUAACAACGCUAAUAUGCAAAACAUUUUUAAAACUGAAAAUUUAGAUAUCUUUAAUGGUGCACUCGAUGUAAGUGAAGAUAUAUCUUAUCGAAGGAACUCGCUACAGUUUAACAAAGCUCCUAGCAUCAUUAUAGAAGCAGCGGUCGACAGCUAUGACCAAACCCAAUUGCUAGAUCUUGACAAUUCCGACCAUUGUAUAUCAAACUACAAUUAUAAUCAUCAGCAAUGCCACAACUAUAGUAGUGAUAACUAUGGCAGUACAGGCAUGGACAGUGGUUGCAUGGCUUAAGAUACCUUUCGUUGCUUUAGAAAAAAACAUUCGUUACCAGAUCUGACGUUUUUUAUUUUAA
Messenger RNA from Agrilus planipennis (emerald ash borer), 1639 nucleotides. RefSeq names its product activating transcription factor 3 (gene Atf3). The transcript has 4 exons. Bases 538 to 1578 code for a protein of 346 amino acids. The record is from RefSeq and is a predicted model, not a curated record. Gene Ontology annotation, biological process: regulation of transcription by RNA polymerase II. Gene Ontology annotation, molecular function: RNA polymerase II cis-regulatory region sequence-specific DNA binding; DNA-binding transcription factor activity, RNA polymerase II-specific. Gene Ontology annotation, cellular component: nucleus. NCBI's taxonomy places the organism in Eukaryota, Metazoa, Arthropoda, Insecta, Coleoptera, Buprestidae.